This is a messenger RNA of Talaromyces proteolyticus, 2454 nucleotides long. RefSeq names its product glycoside hydrolase superfamily. Gene Ontology annotation, molecular function: beta-mannosidase activity. The transcript is spliced from 2 exons. The coding region runs from base 1 to 2454 and encodes 817 amino acids. The record is from RefSeq and is a predicted model, not a curated record. Gene Ontology annotation, biological process: glycoprotein catabolic process; carbohydrate metabolic process. NCBI's taxonomy places the organism in Eukaryota, Fungi, Ascomycota, Eurotiomycetes, Eurotiales, Trichocomaceae.
AUGCCAAAGCAAAAGGUUUCGUUUAAUCAAGGUUGGAGGUAUAGGGCGUGUGAUGAUGCGGACCCCGAAAAUUGGCGGCCAUCUCAACCUCUGCCUACUUCCAUCCACCUUGAUCUCCUUGCUAAUGGCGCAAUACCAGAUCCUUUUCUAGCCCAAAAUGAAAACCUUGUACAAUGGGUUGGCCAAAAGAGCUGGAUUUACGAAAAUCGCUUCAAAUUCCCUUCAAAUUUAUAUAUACAUAAGCCAGACCAGAGAAUGGAUCUAGUUUUUGAGGGUCUAGAUACCUAUACAACAGUCACGUUGGACGGAAAGGUAAUUCUGGAAACGAACAACAUGUUUUUGAGCCAUCGAGUCGACAUCACAGAUCAUUUUCAACCCUCCUUUCAGAUAGUCCAAGAUGAGACACAUGUACUUCAGAUUACUUUUCAUAAUGCCGAGGAGAGGGCGACGAAAGAAAUGGAAAAUCAUCCGGAGAAUAGCUGGUUUAGCUUUCAUUUUGGUAACAGCCGCUUGGCAACGAGAAAGGCGCAAUAUCAUUACGGCUGGGAUUGGGGGCCUAAAUUGACAGACUGUGGCCCAUGGAAACCAAUCUAUCUCGAAGCGUAUCAAUCCCGAAUAGUAGACCUGGCUGUGCAGACAAAUCUCGGGCCAGACCACAUGCAGGCCACCAUUAACAUCACCUUCAAGGUAGAUGGAAAGGCAGAUUGUGCAAGAAUUGAAAUUUAUCAAGAAGCUGGUAAUGUUCAAUCUAGAACUAUAUCCAUGAAUGAUGAAGCGAAAGCAUCAACUGUCGUACAAAUACAAGACCCAAAACUCUGGUGGCCCUGGACCCUAGGCGAACAAAAUCUAUACGUUGUCAGGGUUACCCUGUUCAAUAAGAAUGACCCUGUUGUUGUUGAUUCAAGAGAAACAGUCCUGGAUGUUCUUGAGAAGAAGAUAGGUAUCCGCAAGUUGGAUCUUGUCCGACGUCCUUUGCGGAAUCAACAAGGGUCUAGUUUCUUCUUCCGGGUCAAUGACAUACCGAUAUUCGCAUCUGGAUCCUGUUGGAUUCCUUCAGAUUCAUUCAUACCCCGGAUGACCGAUGAGAGAUACCGUAGGUGGAUACAGCUGGCCAAAGACACCAACCAAAUCAUGAUUCGCGUCUGGGGUGGGGGGAUAUAUGAACAAGAUGCAUUCUUCGACGCAUGCGACGAAUUGGGAAUCUUAGUCUGGCACGACUUUAUGUUUGCAUGUGGAAUAUAUCCAGCAUAUCCCACUUUUGAGGAGACUGUUGUUGCGGAGGCACGGCAAAAUAUCAUCAGGAUGAGACAUCAUCCGUCCAUUGCCCUCUGGUGUGGGAACAAUGAGGAUUAUGCGAUCGCACAUAUAGCCAAGAUACUGAUGAAUAAAGUGACUUACGAUCCAACUGAAACUGACCCGGAGAAGAUCAAAGAAUCCGAGUUUCCGGCGAGAUUAUUCUAUGAGAUUCUUUUGCCGGAGGUGUGUAAGGAACUAGUUCCUGACGUGCCAUACUGGCCAAGCUCUCCAUUCGGAGGCUCAUUUUGUAACGACACGACUGACGGUGAUAUCCAUCAGUGGCACGUCUGGCACCUGGACAAAUUUCCCUAUCAGAAUUAUCCCCAGCUCGUUGGGCGAUUUGUCAGCGAAUUUGGUCUCCAAUCUAUACCGCAUUAUAAUGCAGUUAAGAAGUAUUACCCUGCAGACCAGAUUCCCGCUUUGGAUGAUUGCCGGAAUUAUACAACAGAUGAGCAUAUGGUGUGGCAUAACAAAGGCAAGGGCGGCCCAGAAAAUAUUCUUAAAUAUGGCGAGGAUAACAUCUCAUUUGACGACCAGUCACUCCGGGGAUACAUUUACUGUUCACAAUUGAUACAGUCAGAAGGUAUUUCAACUGCUCUACGAGGAUGGAGACGGCAAUGGCAGGGUCCAGGCCGAGAAUAUUGUGGGGGAGCUCUACUUUGGCAACUCAACGACUGUUGGCCAGUGUCGUCAUGGGCAAUUGCGGAUUCUGAUCUCCGCCCCAAGAUAGCUUAUUGGGCAGUGAAACGAGAAAAUCGGCUUAUAACGGUCGCUUUGGCUCGUAAAUUCAAUAAUGACUCAUCACUAGAGUUAGAAGCAUGGGCAUCUAACAUGACUUUGCAUCAGUUGCACAUUAACUAUGAGGUACAAGCUUGGCAUGUCAAGACAGGGCGAAAGCUUUGGAACCACAAAGUAUCCACAAGUAUGGAAUUGCCACCUAAUAGGAGCACUGAGCUGGGUAAAAUAGAGUUUAGCACAGAGAUGGAUGGCGGGCCGCAAUACAAUUGGAACGAAGUGGUGUUUGUGAUUCAUCUCUUUUCUGAAGCAGAUCAAUUGCCGAUUGAUGAAUCAUUCGCCGAAACACAUAUUAUAGCUCGUUGUGUCAACUUCCAUGAACCGCUAAAGGAAGUCCCUUUGGUUAAUGAAGGGGGGGGAUGA